Lathyrus oleraceus (garden pea) is the source of this 849-nucleotide messenger RNA. RefSeq lists its product as uncharacterized. The record is from RefSeq and is a predicted model, not a curated record. Bases 1 to 849 code for a protein of 282 amino acids. The transcript has a single exon. NCBI's taxonomy places the organism in Eukaryota, Viridiplantae, Streptophyta, Magnoliopsida, Fabales, Fabaceae.
AUGUCUGAUGAAGAAGAAGAGAGACAUACAUAUAUAAAGGGUAUUAAAGAGAACUUUCAGAUUCUUGAGAAGAGACUAAGGGAAAUGGAAAGUGACCAAGUAUUUGGUGUUGCCGCUAGGGAUAUAUGCCUAGUAUCCAAUCUUGUAAUUCCUGCGAAAUUCAAGACUCCCGAUUUUGAUAGAUAUGAGGGACAUACAUGUCAUAAGAGCCAUCUUGUUAUGUACUAUGGGAAAAUGGCUUCCCAUGUUGAAGAUGAUAAGCUCAUGAUCCACUUGUUUCAAGACAGCUUGAAGGGCGCCCCCUCUAAGUGGUACCUAAGCCUCGGUCAGAGUCAUAUCCGGCGCUUCCAAGACUUGUCUGAUGCUUUCAUAAAGCAUUACAAAUACAACAUGGAUAUGGCUCCAGACAUAAGAGAAUUCUUGAAUAUGUCUAAAAAAGACAACGAGUCAUUCAAAGAGUAUGCACAAUGCUGGAGAGAGAUGGCCUCUCAGGUUGAACCACCUUUGGUAGAAAAAGAAUUAGCCGAUUGGUUUAUGGAUACUGUACAACCAAUGUUCUAUGAGAGGAUGGUGGGCAGUGUGUCUGCAAGUUUUUCUGACUUGGUAGUUGUAGGCAUUAAAGUUGAACUCAGUUUGAAGAAUGGAAAGAUGAUCAAUGCUGCUGGAACUUAUAAUAACAACAAUGCUAAGAAAUUUCUUGGAAAUUUUCAGAAAAAAAGGAAGGAGAAACGAAUGUUGUAUCAUCUAGUCGAGGAAGGAGUCAAUCAUGGAGAAAGCAACAACGACAGUUCACUCAACAAUAACCAGCAUACCCUGUGCAGUAUGUUCAACAACCAUAUGUGGCAGUAA